GAGAGCGCCGGACACCUCAGUCGGACGGUGGCCCGGGAUCGGACAGCGUCUCAGGCGCGAGCCCGAGACGUCCUCCAGCCCGCCAUGGCCCGGCUGCUCCGGGCAUCGUGCCUUUUGUCCCUGCUCCUGGCCGGCUUCGUCCCGCCGAGCCGGGGGCAGGAGAAGUCGAAGACGGACUGCUAUCCUGACGUGAGUGGCACCAUCUUCGAGUACGGAGCCCUCACCCUCAACGGGGAGGAGUACAUCCCCUUCAAGCAGUAUGCUGGCAAAUACGUCCUCUUCGUCAACGUGGCCAGCUACUGAGGCCUGACGGGCCAGUACGUUGAACUGAAUGCACUACAGGAAGAGCUUGCACCAUUUGGUCUGGUCAUUCUGGGCUUCCCCAGCAACCAAUUCGGACAACAGGAGCCAGGAGAGAACUCGGAGAUCCUACCUUCCCUCAAGCAUGUCCGACCAGGUGGGGGCUUUGUCCCCAAUUUCCAACUCUUUGAAAAAGGAGAUGUGAACGGAGAGAAAGAGCAGAAGAUCUACACGUUCCUGAAGAAUUCCUGUCCUCCCACCUCGGAGCUCCUGGGCUCACCUAGACGCCUCUUCUGGGAACCCAUGAAGACCCAUGACAUCCGCUGGAACUUUGAGAAGUUCCUGGUGGGGCCAGAUGGUAAACCCAUCAUGCGCUGGUACCACCGGACCACGGUCAGCAACGUCAAGAUGGACAUCCUGGCUUACCUGAAGCAAAAGACAGCCCUAGAGCUCAGUGGGAAGUAAUUGAGGCCUGCCCCGCCCACAUCCACCACGCAGGGCUGGGGAGGGACUCUUGUUCGGGAAGGAAUCCAUUUCUCCAGCCACGCCACACUCCCACCAUAGACCCUGUCCUGUUAUACAAGGCCCCAGCCCGACACAAAAGUGUGCAUAUAAUUAUGUGUAUUGCUGUGCACGUGGGUGUCUGCCCACAUGCCUACAGGUGUGUGUGAAUGCACCCAAGUGUACAGCUGUGUGUGUCUACCUGAAUGCCCAGGAACGUGUACCAAUGUGUGCCCACAGCUGUGUGCUGUGGAGAGGGCGAGAAUACCCUUUUCUCUCCAGUUCUCUGCUCCAGUGAUAACAGUUCACUUUCAGCAGAGCCCAAAAGAAAAACCAGCUCUAGAUCCAAUUCUGCUCUAUCUGGACCUCAGCUUUGGGGCCAGCAUCUCCCACUGCCUCUAAAUACCACCACUGAAGUGCCCAGAAGUUUCUGGAUCUGCCACUGUCCAGCCUCUCUCCUUCCUGAAGGGUCCUCCCAAGCCCCCUGCCCCACCCCAUAGUGUUCCCUGAGCAGCCAAGGCAGACGUGAGCGCAAGGGCCACAUUCUUACGCCAGGAGUGGCGUCUCCAUGAAGGAGGGGCCCGAAGCCCUUGUGGCGGACCUCCCCUGAGCCUGUCUGAAGGGCCAGCCCUUAGUGCAUUCAGGCUGCAGCCCGCAGGCAGGGAUGCCAUCCCUGCUACUUCGGAGGAUGUGCCCUCACCCCUCACCCUGACCCACUGGCCUGAGACUCGUCCGUUUGCCCAGUAAAGGCCUUUCUGCAGCA
Molecule: messenger RNA, 1564 nt
Organism: Pteronotus mesoamericanus
Lineage: Eukaryota; Metazoa; Chordata; Mammalia; Chiroptera; Mormoopidae
Gene: GPX3
Product: glutathione peroxidase 3
Exons: 5
Biological process (GO): hydrogen peroxide catabolic process; response to oxidative stress
Molecular function (GO): glutathione peroxidase activity; selenium binding
Source: RefSeq, a predicted model, not a curated record